UUUUGGGUAUCAACUCUUUGAUCAUCAUGCUGAAUAUUUGUUUUUGAUUUUGGGUGGCAUUACCUAGGGGCGCUGUAGCUCUUGAUCCCGCUUUGUUCCUUGCAGGCCAUAUCCUUGGGACAUGGGCUUCGGAUGACACCCAUCGGAUGCUUUACAGAAUGUCUGUCUGCCCAUUGUUGGUUAUGGGCAAGUCAACCAGUGUACAUGGUGCAGUUAUCUGGGCGCUGAUGAGGUUUUUGUGUCAAGGAAUCAAAGACGAUGGAGCUCUUCGUGGCGCGAGCUGGUUUUUAUAUCCAUCACAGCGAACAACGACCCUCAAACGAUGUGGCAUCAUGUUGAUGGAAACGUGACACAUCUAUG
Neurospora hispaniola is the source of this 360-nucleotide messenger RNA. RefSeq lists its product as uncharacterized. Bases 147 to 350 code for a protein of 67 amino acids. The transcript has a single exon. The record is from RefSeq and is a predicted model, not a curated record. NCBI's taxonomy places the organism in Eukaryota, Fungi, Ascomycota, Sordariomycetes, Sordariales, Sordariaceae.